CCGCUCCACCUCGCGCAUGGUCUGCUGGUCCAACAGCGCGCCAGAUUUGUCGGCGCAAUUGCGUCGAGCGCCCAGUGCUUGUGGUAUGCAGCAUCCUGUCGGGAGCUCUAUCGAAGCGCCGGGAUGUAUGUGCUCAGCAGACGAGACGAAGCGCCGGGAUGUUUGUGUUUAGCAGACGAGUUCUCGCACUCGCAAGUCUUUUGCGGAUGGCAGAGCUGCUCGACUUUGGCUGGAUCGAAGCAUUCCUUGGCUCAUCAGCGGGCGCGUCGGUGCGUCCUCAUUCCCAAGCCUCGCAUGCGGCUCAAGGUGUAGGGCAUGGCACAGCUUGCGACCGAGAGGAGGCGGGGUGGCUGCCUCUCUGGGUAGGCACCUCGCAGUCCGAUGAGGUGCAAAGGAGCGUGGCGAGAUGCGGGCGCUUGGAUGUGGGUCGUUGACAGACGAGCAGUCUUUCGACUUUUCUCGCACACAUCAGCGCCUCGUCACACACCAGAGCGGGAACGCCAAGAGUCUUCUAUUCAAAACAAAGGUUACAUCGGUACAUGGAAUACGAGGCGAGAGCGUGGCAUUACGUGCGCGUUAUGCCCCCUUUCCCCAGCUCAAGAACGCGAGUCAGGGCCAUCAUGGCGCUGAACGACGCUGCGGCGUGUCAAUCAUAGGCGGGAGCGUGCGUGCACCAUCUCUCCGUAACGUUUGCGGUCGUUUGCAUCUGUUGAAGCGUGGCGG
Ceraceosorus guamensis is the source of this 723-nucleotide messenger RNA. RefSeq lists its product as hypothetical. The record is from RefSeq and is a predicted model, not a curated record. Bases 159 to 434 code for a protein of 91 amino acids. The transcript has 3 exons. NCBI's taxonomy places the organism in Eukaryota, Fungi, Basidiomycota, Exobasidiomycetes, Ceraceosorales, Ceraceosoraceae.